GGCCGCGGCGCUGUUCCGCCCGAGGCGGGAAAGGGCGGGAAGGGAGCGGCCCUCAGCGGCGGAGCCCUCCCCUCCCCUGCUUUUCCUCCUGUUUCCCCCUUUUCUCUGCCUUUUCCCCCUUUUCUCUUUCUUUCCCCUCCUUUCCCCUCCUUUUCCCUCCCCUUUCCCCCCUUUUCUCCUUCUUUCCCCCCCCUUUCCCCUUCUUUUCCCUCCCCUUCUGCCCCUUUCCCCACUUUCUUCCCCCCCCUUUUCCCCUUUUUUUCACCCCUUUCCUUCUCUUUUUCACUCCUCUCCCCUCUUUCUCCCCCCACUUUUUAAAAGCCCUCUUUUCCCUUCCCUUCCCUCCCCCCCUUCCCCUUGUCUUUUCCCCUCAUUUCCCCCAUCCCUCCCUUUCCCAGGCUCAGGGAUCUCCGUGACCUCUCCCAGAGGGAGGAAUCCCGCGUGGGGCUGCGUGAAAAACACCGAUCACUUAGGCUGGGAGCCUGGCAUGGGGUCCAAGUGCCAGCACCGGGUGGAACCCUCGCCCUCCAGGCCUUGCGACCCGGCCCGGGAGAGCGCCCUGGUCCCGGAGCCGCGGGGGACGGCAGGAAUCCCACGGCCGCAGAGAUAAAAGCCCACCAAAAAUAGCAGGUGCUUGGUUGGUUUUGGUUUUGCGCUUGUUCAGGCUGCAGUGGUGACUUGGCAAACAAGCAAUGCACAGCCACAGAAGGUGAUGAAAGAGGCAAAAGAAAUGUUUAGACAAGAUCAAGGCAUUUGCUCCCCGGGGAGGAUCGCAGGUAACGCUGGAGCAGGACGAAGUGGAAAGGGAUCACUUGGCAGGUUUAUUCUCGGUGCCUGUUCUGCAGUGAAGUGCGUUCUUCCCAUGGUCCUACAUCAGCUGAUCACCCUAAGAGCACAGCCAAAGUUCCUGCUACAGCCGGGGCUGCAAGGCCGAGCUGUUCUGCCCGCCCCGGGCCCGAGCAGAGCCAGAGGAGGCAGAGCUGGGAUGCUGCCCACGCUGGGACGGGCGCUGCGCCGUGUGCGCUCUCCGCUGGCCGCCCGCUGCUGCGGCCAGCCCGGGCACCGCGAGCAGGACAGGGCUUCCCGGGAUCCCUCCCGGUCCCUGCCGCUGCUCCAGGCAUCCCGGGCACCGCGGGCAGGACAGGGCUUCCCGGGAUCCCUCCCGGUCCCUGCCGCUGCUCCAGGCAUCCCGGGCAGGACAGGGCUUCCCGGGAUCCCUCCCGGUCCCUGCCGCUGCUCCAGGCAUCCCGGGCAGGACAGGGCUUCCCGGGAUCCCUCCCGAUCCCUGCCGCUGCUCCGGGCACCCCGGGCAGGACAGGGCUUCCCGGGAUCCCUCCCGAUCCCUGCCGCUGCUCCGGGCACCCCGGGCAGGACGCGGCUUCCCGGGCUCCCUCCCGAUCCCUGCCGCUGCUCCAGGCACCCCGGGCACCCCGGGCAGGACAGGGCUUCCCGGGAUCCCUCCCGGGCUCCCUCCCGGGCUCCCUCCCGGUCCCUGCCGCUGCUCCAGGCACCCCGGGCAUCCCGGGCAGGAGAGGGCUUCCCGGGAUCCCUCCCGGGCUCCCUCCCGGUCCCCGCUGCUCGGCGGGCCCCGCCCGGUGGCUGCACUUGUGCCGGACACCCCAGCCAAGUGUCGCCGGAGCUGGCACUGCACCCAGGCCGAGCAGGAAGGUUAUUGUAGCGGAGAGAAACACUUUCUUCUGGUUACAGGGCUGGAAGGGGAGCGAUUAAAUUAGCCAGCAGUAAGUGCAGAAUUAGCACACGGCUGACUCCACACUCUGCUGGAUGAUGCUGGAGGUCUCGGAGGAAUAGCAGGACUGAGGAGGGGGGAAGGGAACCGGCCCCGGCUGUUUUCUCACCUUCCCUCUGCCGAAGGACAAUGUGUCCUGAAGUGCUUUGGAGCCAAACAGCAAAGCAAGAAAGUCGAGAUGUUGGGAGGAAUAACUUAAAUGCUCCCCAAUACAUUAAGUAAACAUCCCAAGGCAUCAAAUCUCAUGCUUCAGGAAGUGACCGAGCUAUCAGGUGCUAGGAGCUGGCAGAAGAUGUGCCCUGCUAAGUUACCCAGGAGUGGGCUCUCCCCAGGCACUCUGUGGUGCGAGGGUGCUGCAGGGAGGCUGUGGGAAUGCUGGGCUCAGCAAAGGAGCUCAGCCUCACGGGAAUUCCCCUUGGUGGUGUUUAAUCCACUGGGAGUACUGGAUAAACUGUCCCAAGGGAAGUAUGAAAGUAACCAGCUUGUCCUGGGUUUUCUCAUGGUGCCAUUCCAGUACCUUCUGUGUGCAGGUCAGGGUUAAAGAGGGUCUGGGAAGAGCAGACAUCCAUGGCCGUUGGGCAGUGGUGGGUAAUGAGCACCAGGGACUUUCUAAAAGGCUUCAGCUGGAUUUGGAAAUGAAAACCAUUAAAGUUGUAACCCUCUCUUUAGGGAGCUGAUUGAUAACAAACAGCAUUUCUGUAUCUGGUAGGAAAGGUGGAGAAUGGCAACAUCCCGUGUUUGUUGGCCAAUGUAGUGGCGAGCUGCUUAAGGCCUGAAAAUGGGGAUUGGGUUGAUUAGAUACAACCUGAACAUUUAUUCAAUUACUCCCAGCAAUGAAAAAGCCUUUUCAUUGGAAAUAGAGAUGACAGAGAGAAACUUGUGCAAACUUCUCAGGCUCCAUCCCAGCUCCCACUCUGUGGUCAUAUCAACAAAGACCAAAUAAUUUGCAUUUGAAAUUAUUAUACUAAACAUUAUUGAGGAAUAUGUGCAGUUUUUACAGAAGGCAGCAGAAUGAGCUCUAAUGCCUUUAUAAAUACCUUCAGUGGCCUGUUCCUGUGGGGAGAAAAUGGAGUUUUCUGUGGGAAUGUCAAAUCACAAUAUCUGGAUGUGUGUGUAGAAAGCCUCAUUUUUAAAGACAUGAGUAGAAAGUGUCCUUAAAAAUUCCUGUUGGUGUAAUCCUGGGCAGCGUGCACAGCGAGAUGAAAGCUGCAGAGCUGAGCUGGGUGGUUCACAAGCCACAAAGAGGCUCAGCAGCAUAAACAGUGUAAGAUGGAUGAGCUGCGUGGUUGGGGACGCCAGUGCAGCUCCCAGAUUGAAUCAGAGACUCUGGGAUUUCAAACUAAUGUGACUUUGUGCUGAGGGAGAGCGGAGUCUGUUUUGUUCUGCUGGUUCAUGCUCAUCCCUGGCUGUAAUGGUUCUUGCAUCUUCUAGGGGAAAACCCAAGAAUCUCAGAGGACACUGGUGCCCCAUAAUCCUGCCCCAAAAUGUGUCUCUUACUUUGCUCCGAUAGUAAAAGACUGACAGAAACCCUGGGGUACAAGGUCUAAUGUCCUUCUAAACUUAUUAGAGUUAAUUAGGAAAUCUUGUUGAUUUAACCUGGCUGUGUUGGUGUCUGCAGUGACUUCCUUUGGGAUACUCCAACAGGGUGUGUUACAGAAACAUGUUUUGGUUUGACCUGUUGAUUUGGGAUAUUGUUGAGUCUAU
Molecule: messenger RNA, 3451 nt
Organism: Vidua chalybeata
Lineage: Eukaryota; Metazoa; Chordata; Aves; Passeriformes; Viduidae
Product: collagen alpha-4(IV) chain-like
Exons: 3
Coding region: 713-1678 (321 amino acids)
Source: RefSeq, a predicted model, not a curated record